Molecule: messenger RNA, 883 nt
Organism: Rhinolophus ferrumequinum (greater horseshoe bat)
Lineage: Eukaryota; Metazoa; Chordata; Mammalia; Chiroptera; Rhinolophidae
Gene: NCBP2AS2
Product: NCBP2 antisense 2 (head to head)
Exons: 1
Coding region: 142-441 (99 amino acids)
Source: RefSeq, a predicted model, not a curated record
UGCAAAAAAGUCGGUAUCCUGCGGACCAAUCCCAGCGCGGCAGUGUCGUCACCUGGCGGCGCGUGCGUAACGUGGUCCGUUUUCUCACAUCACCGAUCGGAAGCCGGAGCGGCGAGCUUCGGGUUCCGGCUCAGUCUGAGGAUGGUGUUUCGGCGGCUGCUGGCGGUCUUGCUGCACAGCCCGCAGCUGGUGGAACGCCUGUCGGAGUCGCGGCCCAUCCGGCGUGCGGCGCAGCUCACCGCCUUCGCGCUGCUACAGGCCCAGCUGCGCGGCCAGGACGCGGCCCGGCGCCUGCGAGGCCUCACGGCUGGGCCCGCGAGCUCCCUGGGCCGCCGCGCUGCCCGCUUCAAAGACACCUUCACUCAGGAGCUACGCCGUGGACUUCGGGAACGCCCGAGAUCACCACCGGGUAGCCAGAGGGGCCCGGGCGCAAACCCCUAAAGCUGGGUUGGGCCGAGCAGAGGUCGCCGGAUUUCCCUUCUGGGAUCGACACAGGCCUCGGCGCUAAGGAGUCAUCCCGGGCACUGCGCACUGCUUUGAAUCCUGACUCAUUCUGAUUGUCAACCUACAGAGCCCCACUCAUCAUAGAGCCCAGGCCAAAACGACAUCCCGGAUGUAACCCUGUGAUCGGACAGGGCACAGUGUGUGAAGAAAGCCUUUGAAACUCAGCAGAUGUGAACAUAUGCUAGGCCCUGAUGCACCAGGUACAGAGAGCCAUGGACCACAGCCCGAAAGUGAAUCUGCCCUCUGUGAAUGGGACUGAAACUGGUGAUAGAUGAUGCUGCCUCGGCACUGAUGGAGUAGGGCACUAGUUCCACGGAGAUCAUGGAUGGAAAGACAACUCUGCAGCUGCCAAAGUCCUCUAAUUAAAUGUGUGAGCUGA